This is a messenger RNA of Anguilla rostrata (American eel), 4970 nucleotides long. Its product is annotated as zinc finger protein 883-like. The coding region runs from base 269 to 2293 and encodes 674 amino acids. Gene Ontology annotation, biological process: regulation of transcription by RNA polymerase II. The record is from RefSeq and is a predicted model, not a curated record. Gene Ontology annotation, molecular function: DNA-binding transcription factor activity, RNA polymerase II-specific; RNA polymerase II transcription regulatory region sequence-specific DNA binding. NCBI's taxonomy places the organism in Eukaryota, Metazoa, Chordata, Actinopteri, Anguilliformes, Anguillidae. The transcript has 2 exons. Gene Ontology annotation, cellular component: nucleus.
ACUGUUUGCAUUGCCUUCGUGGAGAAAUGCUCAUAGAACCUGCCUGCAAGCAGUAAAGAUAACCAAAUAAACGAAUCGUUACACGAAGAUGUGGUGAUGCAGCUCGUUACGUUCGCCGUUCGAAGGACCCAGCCUAGAUUAUGCUACAGACUGUUGGAGCACGCGCUGAGGAUCAAUUAAAUGGCUGUGGAAUUAGCCAACUAUCAAGGAAGCAAAUCAACAAGUGAGAAUACGGGAGCUGCACUUCUGCCUGCCUUUGAGCAGUAAUAUGAUGUGGGCGGGUGUCUGUCAGAGACGGGAAACUGAGACAACACUGCCAGAGCUCACUGAGCACCACAGGAUCAGACCGAAAGAGGAGGAACUCGAUGGACUGGAAUCUGUCCACAUGUCAGAGUCGGACGGAAAGUGUACCACACCAGGACUCGACGCACUGCGGCCAGAGUGCGUUACGGCCCACAGCGGCGUCGGUGAUGUAUGCCACAUAGACACACCGCUGACGAAAGGAGAAACCCAUCUGGGCCCCACCAGCACCGAGAACCUGAAGACAGAGAGCCCGGACUUUACGGAGUUGGCAUGCCUGACCCAUCUGCAUCCUGACCACGUCAAAACAGAGGCUGAUUGUGGAGGCCACCUCAAGGCAGAACACUGCAGCGACUUGCAAGAUAUUAAAUGCGUUGAUAUCAGGUCUGAUAAAAUGAAGUUUGAAUCCAGUGAAAUUUUAGUGAGUGAUCUCAUGAAUACUGUGCUUAAUGGCACUGGUGUUGAUCUCAAAUGCCAGACUGAACCAGGGCAAUAUGGAGGAGAGCCAAAUCCAUAUGGUAUAACACAAGGUAAAGAACAGUACAGUUCCACCCAGCAUGUGAGAUACCUUAAUAAGCCAUCCAAAUUCAUACAAAAUGAGGCUAUUCAUACUGGUGAAAAGCCCCAUAAGUGCUCUCAGCGUGGUAAGCAUUUUACUGAAGCGUCUUAUUUACGUAAACAUCUGAAAAGUCAUACAGGUUUAAAGCGCUACAAAUGUACUCGGUGUGAGAAGAGUUUCACUACUAAUUAUAUUUUACGUAUGCACCAGAUGAUUCAUACAGGUGAAAACCCUUACACGUGUACUCUGUGUGAGAAGAGUUUUUUGAUGAAAUGUAAUUUACGUGACCAUCAGAAAACUCAUACAGGUGAAAAGCCCUACAAAUGUGAUCAGUGUGAAAAGUGUUACCCUCGUAAAGUUUCUUUGGAUUACCACCAGAGAAUUCAUUCUGGUGAGAAGCCUUACACAUGUACUCAAUGUGGGAAGUCUUUUUCGCAGAGUUUUCUUUUACGUUCCCACCAGAAAAUUCAUACAGGUGAAAAGCUCUACAAAUGUGAUUGUUGUGAGAAGCGUUUUUUCCAUAAAUCUGGUUUAAGUUCCCAUCGGACAGUUCAUACAGGUUUAAAGCCCUUCAUAUGUACUCAGUGUUCAAAGUGUUUUUUUAAAUUAGCCGAUUUAAAAAAACAUCAGAGAAUUCAUACAGGAGAAAAGCCUUACAAAUGUGAUCAGUGUGAGAAGCAUUUUGCUAAACCUUCUUGUUUAUGGUCACACGUGAAAAUUCACAAAGGUGAAAAGCCCUAUAAAUGUCAUCAGUGCAAGAAGUGUUUUACGACUAAUUAUACUUUACGUAUGCACCAGAUGAUUCAUACAGGUGAAAAGCCUUAUACGUGUACUCAGUGUGAGAAGAGUUUUUUGAUGAAAAAUAAUUUUCGUGACCAUCAGAAAAUUCAUACAGGUGAAAAGCCCCACAAAUGUGAUCAGUGUGGAAAGUGUUUUCCUCGUAAAGUUUCUUUGGAUUACCACCAGAGAAUUCAUACAGGUGAAAAGCCUUACACCUGUACUCAAUGUGGGAAAUCUUUUUCAGUGAAUAGUGGUUUACGCUCCCACGAGAAGGUUCAUACAGGUGAAAAGCCCCACAAAUGCGAUCAGUGUGGAAAGUGUUUUUCUCGUAAAAAUUCUUUGCAUUGCCACCAGAGAAUUCAUACAGGUGAAAAGCCUUAUACUUGUACUCAGUGUGGGGAGUGUUUUUCGCAAAGUAAAGGUUUUCGUUCCCACCAGAAAAUUCAUACAGGUGAAAAGCCCUACAAAUGUGAUCAUUGUGAGAAGCUUUUCCUUCAUAAAGCUAGUUUAAGUUACCACCAUAGAGUUCAUACAAGUGCAAAGCCCUACACAUGUACUCAGUGUGCAAAGUGUUUUUUUAAAGAAGCUGAUUUAAAAAUUCAUCAGAGAAUUCAUGCAGGAGAAAAAGCCAAUAAAUGCGAAGCGUUUAACUGAAGCAUCGUAUUUAUGGAUACACAUAAAAUUUCACACAGGUACAAAGCCCUACAAAUGCAAUCAGUGUGAGAAGUGUUUUACUACUACAUCUAAUUUAAAUGUCCUCCAGAGAAUUCAUACAGGUGAAAAGCCCAAAACAUAAUCAUUGUAAUAAGUGUUUUUUUUUUUAAAUUAUUUUAUUUCAGUAACCACCAGAUGAUUUGCAUACAAAUGUAAUAUGUGAGAAGCGUUUUCCUGAUGCUCGAGAAUGCAUUGAGGUGGAAAAACUAUACUUAGUAUGGGAAGUGUUUAAAUAGUUUUCUUGGCCACCUGACAUUCAUAAAAAUGAAAAUCUGCAAAAUUACUGGGGAGUGUUUCAGAUCUUAUUUCAGUGUUUCCAUAAAAUGCAUUUGGGUAAAAGGCUGCACAUGUGUAGAAGGAGAUAUUUUGUUCCCCGUCUAGUUAUCCAUACAGAUGGAUACAUACACAUAUUCAUUAUAUUCAACCGCCAAUGGUUUUUUAAGAAGAGGACUGAAACUGGAUGUUACCCAUGUGGGAAGUUUGUUCAUGUGAGAAAUACAAGGGGAACAUUUUUUUGUUUAUUUUCUACAUGGUCAUUCCCUAAAUGACCACAACUAAAGAAACAAACAGCCAAAGCACUGCACCUAGUUUAAUGGAAAUUAUCAACCACAAUUCUUGAAAUUGAAUUGUUCAAUACAAAUGGUUAAACAACACAAAAUUGCCAGCAGCAAAAUUAUUUUGCUAUAGGGCUUCCGUAAGGAACUGAUAAACAAUUUACUACAUGACUGGCCCUCUUCCCUACAGUUUUCAAAUGGAAAAAUUAAAUUGCAAUGUAAUGCAAUGGAUUAUGCCCUGUGGUUUUUAUAGCAAACCUUUCUUGUUGUAUGGUAAAUUGGUGCUGAGUUUUCCCUCGCAUCACUUGCUGAUGGAAAUAUCAGUAUUUAUAGUGAUACUGACUGCUGCCACUUCAGAAUUUUCUGCCCAGAAAUAAUAUCUGUAAAUUUACUGGAACCAUGGAGUGGAUAUUCACUGUCCUUGGAAAUUACACAAACAAAGUUUUGGACGGCUAGCUGAAAAACUGCCAACUGACUGGGACAGACUGGAAUUGCAUUUUCAUUAUGUUCAAAGUCUUGUGGACUAUAAUAUGCCCGAUUCUUUAAGAAAUGUCAUUAUCUUGUACUUUGAAGACUGAAAGAUUUACAGUAAUGCAUUUGUUUUAAAAGGAUUUUUGAACAGAUUCUGUUUAUGGAAAUAAACAUGGUAAUUGGUAUUGAGAACAGGAAAAAAUCAAGGCACUCCUGAUUAAUAUAGAUGUUAAAAUUUUAUUUGUUGGUAUAGCAUGUGCACAGAGUAGAUUAUUUUAAAAGCAUGUUGUGCCUUUCCAUAAAUUUUAAGUGGGAACUACUAUCUUUUCAUCAGUAUAGGGGUCUUAAGAUAUCUGGAGGUCAAAAAUCUGUCCAAAACAUCUCUGAAAAUUAAAGGACGUGCUAAUCAGUUCCUGGGGACUCUACCAGUUGCAGUCUGGAGUCCAGCAAGCUGGCCCUCAUGAUCAAGAAUCUUGUCCUCCAGAACUUCCCCUGGUAAUCGCUUUCCAGAAGCGCGAUCAUCCUGCAACCCUCACACAGCUUUGGCUACAUUUUUACCCCCAAACUAUCACCCUUUCUCUCCCAAUGUCUCGUGUAAGUCACUGCCGAGACGGAGGCACCAAGACCACAACUUAAAAUCGCAUGGGUGGCUCCAGACAACUAGCAACAUAAACCAGAGAGGAAAAAAUAAGGCACUUUUAGCUGACAUUAAAUGUUGAAUAAAUAACACAAAAAAUGACUACCUGCUGCAGAAUCACUCUGGUUAUAAUCAACUAACUUAGCUAGCUUUUACUAAAUAGCAAUGACUGAAGGAACCCAUGUUCUAGGAAAUGUUUAAUUUAGAUUAUAAGAUUACCAGAUUAUAAUAAACUACAGCACGUAACAAUAAAGGCAAACUGACUACAAUUAUAUUUUGCUCCCAAGGGGGCGAAAAACCACAAAAACCUCCAGUUGGCAAGAGGGUGACCGAAUUAGCUAACUGGCUAUGUUACCCUAAUGACAACAAAGAUUUUCACCCUAGGAGCAAAAUCAUCUUAUCUUACUUAUAAUAUGGUUUAAAAAAAAAAAAAAAAAACUUUAACUUUUAUGUUUAAUCAAGUUCCCUUUGUCUCAUUUUUUUGUUCUAAAAGUCUGAAACCAUUCAGUGUGACACAUGCAAUAAUAGAGGAAAUCAGGAAGGGGGCACUGCUUCACUUCUAGUUUAGGACUUUCCAUAACUUUCCUGACUUAGCCUACACUUUGCGUCUGUGUAUUAUAAUGGGUAAGGAGCUAGUCUUGUAACUUAAAGCUCACAGGUUCGAUUCCCAGGUAGGACACUGCUGUCGUACCAUUAAGCAAGGCACUUAACAUGCAUUGCUUCAGUAUAUAUCUUACUGUAUAUAUAAUGUAUAAAUGUAAAUGCUGUGUAAAACGUUGUGUAAGUCACUCUGGAUAAGAGUGUCUGCUAAAUGCCUGUAAUGUAAUGAAUUAUAAGGUCUGUUUCAAAGGCCUACCUGUCAUAAUGAACAAGCUGGGUCUUGAAUGAAAUCCUGUAUUAUGUGCCAGAGUACCAAGAUCCAUAAUGUAAGCAUUAAAGCUUAAUAUUAUAAUUA